AUGCACUUACACAGAACACGAAGGAGGGAGCAGUCUGUUUAAUGCUCGCUACAGCCACAAACAGAUGUCUCGUACUAUAAGGAACGGCAACUCUGGAACACUUUGACCUCAAGGAAUGAGCCACACUGGAAGGAGCACUGCUGAUUCCCAGAGAGAGACAUACAGAGAGAGUGAAAAGCAGAGGCAGAGGGAGCAGGGUUAAAAGUCUAGUUGUUGCAGUGGGAGCGCUUCCAGAUGACAGACAGUCUUGGUAAGCCUCAGCAAAGCCACCAAUGAGCCGGCGCCUAGCAACACUAUCCAGAGGAUCUGCGCUUCUUUGCUUCUCUACUCCCCCACUAGUCCUGUGGAGCGGCUGAAAAAAAAAAGACAAGAAGAAAGAAACAAAAAAAAUCUACCACCUACACAGAGAUCCUCAAGCCAACUGCAGACACCGAAUCCAGAGGAGUGCAACAAGUAGAGCACUGAAGGAAAAGAAAGUAGAAGGGAAGCAAAGAGCAAGAAAAUCAACUAAAGAGUAAGGUCCGAGAGUCAAGCUGCAGCCAGCCAGAGCCAGUGGAAUGGACCUAGGUGUCUGCCGGAUUAACCCCCGCGUGCCCACAGUGCUGUCUGAGGAGGAGGGCUGAGGACCUGCUGCAACAACAACCCACUACUGAAUGAGGAUGAACGGAGAUGUUCUUUAGCUGAGCCUCAACACAACAAGCUUGCCAUUCCUUCUCCACGUUAGCCGGGUCUGCAUUAGCCGGUGGCCAGAGGGGGAGGUGGUGGUGGUGGAGGAGGAGGAGGUGGACAGGAGCCAGGGGGCCCUGAGCACUGCUGGUGCUUCUGCCCAAGAGGAGAGGCCAGCGGGCGGGCAGGGCACUGAGGAGCAACAGGGGUUGGGAGAAGGAGACGAGGGAGGGGGAGACGUGGCGGGCGUCAGGCGUCGCAUGGCCGUGCGGAGGCUGGUGGCGGCGGCGGUGGCGGUUGCCCUGCUGUCCCUGAUCCUUAACAAUGUGGCAGCCUUCACCCCCAGCUGGGUGCUGCAAGCCCUAGAGGAUGGACGCAAGCGCACUGUGGGGCUCUGGAGGAUGUGCCCCACUGGUGGGGGCCGUGAUGAGUCUGUGAAGAGGGGGCAGGGAACACAGAAACAGUGCGAGAGCCUGGGAUGGGGCUCUGAGUAUGCAGGCUAUCAGGAGUCCCGCAGCACUGUCAAAUUGCAGUUUGACAUGAUGCGGGCCUGCAACCUGAUGGCAACCGUGGCCCUGACUGCCGGUCAGCUGAUCUUCCUGUUAGGCCUGAUGGAGCUGCCCUACAUCAACCAAGACUCACAGUGGUGGGAGGAAGCCAUCGCUGCACUCUUCCAGCUAGCCAGUUUCGUGCUGGUGAUAGGACUUGUGACCUUCUACAGGAUCGGGCCCUACACACAUCUGUCUUACUCCUGCUACAUGGACAUAGCGGCUUGCCUCCUGGUCACACUGGCCGCAGCCAUGCUCAUCUGGAAUAUUUUACACCGCCGUGACGACUGCCUUGCACCCCGGGUCAUCAUCAUCAGUCGCUCGCUUGCUUCGCCCUUCCACCCACGUCUAGACAAUGACUACGUGGAAUCGCCUUGCUGAACCACGUGACCUCUGACCUCAUUAACCAAUAAGGAGCGACAGAAAUGAAAAGACAGUGUUGCCACUCUUCCUCAUGUUUGAUUUCAACUAGGUGCCUCCCAUGUGACUCUCUGGAGAAGAGGACAGUAGUGCCUGUUGCUCCGUGACUGCUGGACUAACAUGUUCAAUCCUACUCCCAUCAAGAAAAAACAAAAAAACAUGGGAAUAAUAUUGCUGCUUGGUGCACAGAAUUUUGGAUUUAACAAAGCAAAAUGUAUAAAGCAACUUAUAUACAACUUCUGGUCAACUACAAAUAUGACAGUUACAUAAAACGCUAGGGUGCGAUAAAUUUACAGUUUCAUUUUUUUAUAUGUUUAAGUGAGCUGAAUGGUAACUAAAUAUGAAAUUUGGAAUGGGAUUUCCCUUAGUGAAACAUCCUGCUUAUGAAAAGAUCAAGCUGGAACUUGACAUAUUUUGCUAUACAUGCACUUAUGUAAUGACAUAUACUUUCUGCAUGAUAUCAUCCACAAUAUUAAAAGUAACGUGGAUUACGACUGUAGAAUUAGCAUCAACUUGAAAAUGAGUGAACCCAGUUUUAGAGUAUUGAAACAAAAUGGACUGCAUUUUUUUUUUUUUUUUUUGGAUUAUAAAUUGGAAACUAUUAGAGCUAUUGAAAAUACAAUACCACAAUACCUCACCACUUUCUUCAUACCGUCUUCAAUCAUAAAACAUUUAGUACACCUUCAUAUUAGUGAUAAAUAUUACAAGUAAGUAGAUAAACUAACAAAGCAAAAGCAGACGAGUGACAAGACCUCAGUAAAAUCUUGAUUGAGCUUACCCAAAUUAAUAACACUGUUUAAUUGGAAAAGCAGCCAUUGAGAGACUUAUCUUGAAGCUUAAAAAUGCACACUUACAAUUGUUGGCUGCUUACCAGUUUUGUGAAGGGAAUCAUGUGUUUAUUAAAGAAUUAACCAUUUUUAUAAUAGAUAAAUCAUUUUGUAAUUAAAUAUUCAUUUUAACAUUGAAGCUCAUUUCUUGUGAUGCUUUUUAUAUGAAAAUCUGCUCGCUUGUGGUACAUAUACUUAAAUUAAUAUAAUACUAUGGUAAAAAGAAUAGUGCUAUUAGUAGUAGUAGUAAUAGUAAGUUUUGUGUCCAUAUCAUACUUUUGCAAGGAUCUCUUGGCUGUUUGUGGAUCUGUCACAUUGCCAGACAUAGAGGUGCACAAAAAUAAUAAUAUAUCAUGCAAACUCAAUAAAUCUGUUGAUGGAUAUGCACAUACAUUAAUUGCUGUUCUGUCUGUUGAUGUUUCAAGAUGUGGUUUGACAAAUAAAAACAUUCAC
Messenger RNA from Myripristis murdjan (pinecone soldierfish), 2914 nucleotides. RefSeq names its product transmembrane protein 204 (gene tmem204). Lineage: Eukaryota; Metazoa; Chordata; Actinopteri; Holocentriformes; Holocentridae. The record is from RefSeq and is a predicted model, not a curated record. The coding region runs from base 927 to 1595 and encodes 222 amino acids. The transcript has 3 exons.